Kluyveromyces marxianus DMKU3-1042 is the source of this 786-nucleotide messenger RNA. It is a transcript of the gene VAM3, whose product is annotated as SNAP receptor VAM3. NCBI's taxonomy places the organism in Eukaryota, Fungi, Ascomycota, Saccharomycetes, Saccharomycetales, Saccharomycetaceae. The record is from RefSeq and is a predicted model, not a curated record. Gene Ontology annotation, biological process: vesicle fusion; vesicle-mediated transport; intracellular protein transport. Gene Ontology annotation, molecular function: SNARE binding; SNAP receptor activity. The coding region runs from base 1 to 786 and encodes 261 amino acids. The transcript has a single exon. Gene Ontology annotation, cellular component: membrane; endomembrane system; SNARE complex.
AUGUCGUUUUACCAGAAAAACUCUAAUGCGAGAGAGGAGCGUAAUGUUGAGAGUGGAGAAAGCAAUACUGUUCCGUUAUUGAUUACCCUUGAACAGAAUAUUCAACUAUUGAAGAGGAAAACACAUCAAGUAGGCACACACAAGGAUAGUAGGGCAUUGCGAGAUGAAGUUAAUAACGAAAUAAUUCCAAAAAUUCAAAAGAUAAUUCGAACGCUAUCGGAUUCGACUUCUACUGAGUCCCAGGACAAGUUUACGCGUGAUUUCCAGGCGUUAAUGAAACGUUAUAACGAAAUAAAAGCGGAGUAUGAGACUCGAGCUGUACAACACCUGAUACCUGAAGAAGAUCAUAACUCCGAACAAGAUCAUCUUGAAUCGCAGUAUGAAAGUAUGCCAAUUCAAGAUAGUAUUGAUAGAAGAGAACAGGUUUCUGAAGAGACACCCUUACUUUUGUCUGCGCAGCAACAGGAGGCCAUGCUAAACCAGGAUGAGUUGGACUUUCACACUAUUAUACAGCACGAGAGGGCUCAGGAUAUUUCGAAAAUCCAUUCUGCAGUCCAAGAAGUCAAUGCUAUCUUUAAACAGCUAGGGACUCUGGUGCAAGAACAAGGUGACCAAGUUGACACGAUUGGUGAAAAUGUGGUUGGAUUGUCGCACAACGUUCAGAACGCCAACAAGGAACUAAAUAAGGCAAACGAGUACCAAAAGAAAAAAAAUAGAUGCGGAACUAUCGUACUAGUUGCUAUCAUAAUUAUAACGUUAAUAACUUUAAUCGCGACCCUUUCAUAG